AUGCAGCUUAACUUGCAACGACUGCUGCUCGCGGCAGUCGCCGCGGCAAUAACGGCAACAGCUUCACCACUUGUUGCCUUUGAGCAACAACCGUUGCACCGGCCAGAAUCAAGCGGCAUCGGCGAAACAGCCUCUCGAAGGCUAACGGGAAAGUUUCUCCAUAUUACAGACCUUCAUUUAGACCGAUUCUACGUCCCCGGCUCGUCGACUGACGAAGACGAGGUUUGUCAUCACGGAAACGGUAAUGCAGGAUACUUGGGCGCGCCGGGAUCCGAAUGCGACUCGCCAGAGCUGCUAGUUGACCAGACCUUCGAGUGGAUAAACAAGAACUUGCGAGACAAGGUCGACUUUGUCAUAUGGACUGGAGACUCUGCCCGCCACGACAACGACGAGCGCAUCCCACGGACGGAAAACCAAGUCGAAGAACUCAAUGCUGUCAUAGCUAAUAAAUUCAUUGAAGUUUUCAGCCAUCGAAGUGACCACCCGGAUGAGGCUUUGAUUGUACCUAUAAUUCCAAAUAUCGGCAACAAUGAUAUUAUGCCCCACAACAUCUUUGAAAAGGGGCCGAACCGCUGGACAGAGAAGCUGUCUCACCUGUGGGAAGCCUUUAUACCGGAAGAACAGCGUCAUACAUUUGUUGAAGGCGGAUAUUUUUACACGGAGGUCAUUCCAAACAAGCUUGCUGUGUUUAGUCUUAACACGUUAUAUUUCUUUGAUUCCAAUCAAGCGGUCGAUGGAUGUGCCAAAAAGUCGGAACCGGGAUAUCACCAAAUGGAGUGGCUGCGCGUACAACUCCAGCUUCUUCGCGAACGAGGCAUGAAGGCAAUUCUCAUUGGCCAUGUUCCUCCUGCCAGGUCAGCAGAUAAACAAGCCUGGGACGAGACUUGCUGGCAAAAAUACACGCUGUGGUUGCUGCAAUAUCGCGAUGUUGUGGUUAGCACUUUUUAUGGACAUAUGAACAUUGACCACUUUAUGUUCCAGGACUCGGAUGACAUUGACAUGGAAAGUCUGCUGCGUGAGGAGCGUAUGCCACCGUUUGUCACGGAAAAUAACUAUGAGAAUUUCACCAUCGAGUCCAAGGGCAGCUACCUGAGCAGUCUUCGUGAUCUGUGGGCAGACUUGCCAGCACCACCUGCAUCCGUUCUUGAAGAUGACUGGUCGAUUUCAGACUUGGACGACAAUGUCGACGCAACAAAGAAGAAGAGAAAGAAGAGCGACAAGAAAAAAGAGAGAGAAAAGAAGAAAAAAUUCUUCAAGAAAAUAGGAGGUAAAUAUGCGGAACGAUUCUCUCUCUCCUUUGUUUCUCCAAGUGUGGUACCUAAUUACUAUCCGAGUUUACGUGUGAUUGAAUACGAUAUUACCGGAAUGGAAAAAGUUCCUACAUGGGCCGAUGUACGGCACAUGGUCGGGAAGAAAGAUGGGCAAUGGGCAGACCGUGAGAUCGAGAUUCAAAAGAAGUCCAAGAAAUCGCCAAUACCGGAGCCGCCGUCCAAAAAUGCUCCUCCGGGGCCUGCUUACUCGAGGCAGCCGUUGACUCUUUUAAAUAUUGCGCAGUACUACGCCAAUAUCACCAAAGAAGAGAAGACAGAGACAACGGGUGCAUCAAAGGAUGGAAAAUCGUCCAAGGGACUUCGGGUCAACUACGAAUUGGAAUACCAUACGAAAGAAGAUGAUACCUAUCAGUUACACGAUCUUACUGUGCGCAGCAUGUACAGUUUGGCCACACGUAUAGGGACAGGUGAUAGACCAUCCUCGUCAUUCACACAGACAGAAGACGAUCACACCGAAAUCGACGAGACCCACGAUACCAACGCCUCCAAAGACCUUGAAGAGUCCAAUGCUGGCAGCAAGAAGGAGAGCACGACCAAGAAAAAGAAAAACCAUAAAAAUAACAAAACAUGGAAAGCAUUUGCUGAGCGGGCGUUCGUGGGAUUUCUCACCUAUGAUGAGAUUGAAGAUAAGUUAUAG
Talaromyces marneffei is the source of this 1968-nucleotide messenger RNA. RefSeq lists its product as uncharacterized. Bases 1 to 1968 code for a protein of 655 amino acids. Gene Ontology annotation, biological process: polyphosphate catabolic process. The transcript has 2 exons. Gene Ontology annotation, molecular function: exopolyphosphatase activity; endopolyphosphatase activity. Gene Ontology annotation, cellular component: fungal-type vacuole; membrane. Lineage: Eukaryota; Fungi; Ascomycota; Eurotiomycetes; Eurotiales; Trichocomaceae. The record is from RefSeq and is a predicted model, not a curated record.